UACAUGUACAUGUACUUGCGAUUGAGGAAAAAAAAGACAGCAGUCAGCCAGAGAAGGUGGAAGCACCAUGGAAUUACAGGACUCUUUCUACAUCAAAGCAGAAUAUAUAGAAACUGCAUCCGGCAACAAAGUUAGUAAGCAGUCUGUGUUAUGUGGAAGUCAGAACAUUGUAUUGAAUGGAAAGUCUAUCAUCCAUGCAGAGUGUAUAAUUCGUGGUGACCUGGCUAACGUUCGCAUUGGCAGACACUGUGUGAUCAGCUCCAGAACGGUCAUUAGACCUCCAUUUAAGAAAUUCAGCAAAGGGGUGGCAUUCUUCCCUCUUCAUAUAGGAGAUCAUGUGUUCAUUGAUGAAGAUUGUAUAGUCAAUGCUGCUCAAGUCGGUUCAUAUGUACACAUAGGAAAGAACUGUGUCAUUGGGAGGAGGUGUGUCUUGAAAGACUGCUGUGCAAUAGCUGAUAAUACUUAUCUUGCCCCAGAAACUGUCGUUCCACCUUUUACUGUGGUUUCCGGAAAUCCAGGUUCUGUUUCAGGAGAGUUACCAGAAUGCACCCAAGAGCUGAUGGUGGAUGUCACCAGGGGAUACUAUCAACAUUUCUUGCCAAUACAGGAGGCAAAAUGAGACCUCCCCCUCCUUGUUUUAAUAGCCUACCAUACAUCUUAUGAUCCCAUUGCUCUUCAACCAGUCUGAAGUCGCGUUGGAUGAGAGAGAUGAUCACUGCUCAUCAUGUGAUCUGAUGACAGCAUACCACAAUCUUGCUGUUUGAUUGGCCAGCAGUUGGGUUCAGUUUUUGCGAUACUUUGCCAUCCAAUUCGACAGAUAUUUCACAAUGGUUCAAAAUCACAAUGAUGGUUUUGAAUCUGUUGUUUGAAACUAUGGUUCAUGCAGAUUUUAGGCUUUUGAUUCAGCACGUUUAUUGAGAAAGAAUAAUGUAUGCAUGCUUUUGAGACAGGAUGCUAAAUUGAAGCUUGUUACUAAGGUUUCAUUAAUGAGUCCACUUUUUGAUUGAUAUACAGGCUCAUUAGUUCAGUGGAUAGGUUUGACAAAUUUAGCGCCAUGUGAUGAAAGCAUGCAAGCACUAUCAGACGCUUUCAUCAAUAUAUGCAUUAUCAAGUGUUAUAGAUGCAUGAAAUCUGUAUGUUUUUAAACCAUUCGAAACAUCUUUGUAAAUUUAGGCUGCUGAAUCCUUAUGAUUGCCCAUGGAAUUUAAUCCUUAACUGGUCUGCAACUCAGGGGCUGAGAGGACAUUAUCUGCUCUUUACCCAAGUGAAGAAAGUAUAGAUUCUAAAUGUAAGGUGAAGAUGUGGGCUUUAAAAUAAUGUAUAUAUGUACUAGAUAGGUAGAGAAUAUCAAAUUAAUUUAUGUACAGCUCAUAUAUAUGCAUGUUAUUUAUCUUUAUUCAUAUUUUACCAGUGAAUGUAUUGGUGCAGUUGUAUAACAUGUACCUCCUAUGGCUUAGAAUAGAGUCCCCACUUUUCUGUGAUACGUAAAACAGAAAAUUUCACAGAAAAUUUCACAGUUUUUCAGGCAAUAAUGUUUAAAUUACAAAUAAAAUGAAUAUCAUCAAAUGCAUUACAGAAUCCUAUUUGAAAUGUGUAACUAAAAUUAUAGCUCUGCCAGACCUUUAUUCAAUUUGUGACUUUGGGUAGAAAUUUAGUUCUUUACUUUUUACUGAGAAACCUACUUUGAUAAAAUACUUAGCAAACUUUAUGUUCGAAUGAUGAAUUAAAAUAAUCGUUUCACCUUUAAUUUAAGACAGCUACAUGUAUCAAUGAGAGUAAAGCCAAGAUUAGAAUUUUGGUCAUAUGCUUCCUGAGUGGUGCAGAAUAAUAGCCCUUUUGAUGCAGCAGUUUACUUUCACAUUAUUUGGAAAUGACAAUAUGAUGUCAAAUUGCUGUUCAGUGAAUUUUUUUUUCUUGAAUUCAGCCUAUUUAAAUAUAAUGCUAGUAUGGUACUGUAAGGUA
Molecule: messenger RNA, 1962 nt
Organism: Lytechinus variegatus (green sea urchin)
Lineage: Eukaryota; Metazoa; Echinodermata; Echinoidea; Temnopleuroida; Toxopneustidae
Gene: dctn5
Product: dynactin subunit 5-like
Exons: 6
Coding region: 68-619 (183 amino acids)
Source: RefSeq, a predicted model, not a curated record